Lynx canadensis (Canada lynx) is the source of this 10134-nucleotide messenger RNA. It is a transcript of the gene ZNF316, whose product is annotated as zinc finger protein 316. Lineage: Eukaryota; Metazoa; Chordata; Mammalia; Carnivora; Felidae. The record is from RefSeq and is a predicted model, not a curated record. The coding region runs from base 3888 to 6926 and encodes 1012 amino acids. The transcript is spliced from 5 exons. Gene Ontology annotation, biological process: regulation of transcription by RNA polymerase II. Gene Ontology annotation, molecular function: sequence-specific DNA binding; DNA-binding transcription factor activity, RNA polymerase II-specific. Gene Ontology annotation, cellular component: nucleus.
CUCCUCGGGAGGUGCCCGCCGCCGGCUAGGCCCGAGGGGCGGGGGUUGGGCCGUGGCCGCCCCCGGGGACACACCCAUCCAGGAGGGGCUGUCACCGCCAGGGCCUCUGCGGGAGACCCGAGCCCGAUAAGCCCCCUGGAGGGAUGGAAGUGGCUUGGCCAGGCGCCCCGGGAGCUUGCUUAGUGACCUUGGGGGCCUCGUCUGGGUCCUCCCUCUCUGCAAAUGGAGGCUCCGGUGGGCUGCUGUGCCGUCUUCUGCUGCUGGUCGUCCGGUAGGGGAACUCAUCCCUGGGGUUGGACAGGGUCUGGGCCGCCCCAUGUGGCGGCAGAGGUGGGAGAGGGGCUGGCCUUUGAUAGAGGACUAGGUGGGUAGGGAGAAGGGGAGGUGUGCAGAGGGUUUAGGCCCCUAGCUGCACCUGUGCGGAGAGAUCUUGAUACUUGGUUUGGUUCAACAAGUGUCGGCAGGUCUGGGGAGCUGGCCAGCAUAGUGAAGGGCUGGCCCGGGGGAGCUGGGGGAGUAGCCCCAUGGAUACACCUGCACCAGGAGCAAAUCCUGGAGAGUAGGGGAGCCUGGGCCAUGGACACACAGUGAGGAUCCUAGUUGUCAAGGAAGGAAGGCUUCUUGAAGGAGGCAAAAACCUGGAAAGCCUUGAAUAACAGGAGUGUGGUCAGUAAGGCCACCUAGAGGGAAGGAAGGGGCCUAGAUAUAUAUGUACCCACACGUUUCUUCCUUUCUAGGUAGGCUUCUUGGAUUUGGGACUUUUGUGGAGAGUUCUAACAGUUUCCAAACUUUGCUGCCGCUUUCUGUUCUCAUAGAGGGUGUUUUGUCAUCCUCAGUUCUGAGUGUCGGCAGUGCUGUGUCCUAGGGUGCAGGGCCCCAAGGGAGGUAAGGGUCUGGGAUGCCCUGGGGGCUUAUGUUGAUGAGGCUGCUUACCUGACCCUCUGUGGCUUCUGACCUGGGAUCGGAUGCCAGGAAGCGGGCAGAGUGAGUUUCAGUGGGCUGGCAGGCUGGGAAGAGGAGAGAGGAGAGCGUGUGGGUCUGGGGGAGUGUGCCCAGCACCUAGCUGCCUGGUGAGGCAGAAGGAACCUGGUGCCUGAGUGACUGAAGUCUGUUUUCCGGAAUGAUUCUGUUCUGGAUUCUGUGUUGGGGUAUGUGGGGUGUCUGUUUGUGCUAGGCUGUGAUUCCAUCUGCAGAAUGACUGCUGACCUCCAGUGCUGCUGAGCCUUUCCCUUCUCUGGUCAUCAGCAGGUGCAUUUUGGAGGAAAAGGGACUUCAGGUGACAGCCUCUUUGAAGGCAGAGACUCCAUAGUGCUUCUGGGAUGGGUUCCAUUUUGAAGGACCCCAAAGAGUGGUCAGUCUGUUGUGGAACGUGGCAGUGGGGCCAGAAUACCGAGGGUUUUGUUUUUUGUUUUUGUUUUUAGUGAGCUCUGUGCGCAACGUAGGGCUUGCACUCAGAACCCCGAGAUCGAGAGUCGCAUGCUCUACUGACUGAGCCAGCCAGGUGCUCCUGAGUUUUUAAAAUCUCAUGUUAUCAUGUUGAUUACAGACUUUAGAGCCGUUUCCUUAAUAAAUAUUUGAGUGCUCGCUCUGUGCCUGGCACGGGGUGGGGUGGGGGGAGUGUUCAGAGAUGAGCAGAGGGAACUUCGCCUUCCUGCAGUGGACUGUGUGCUUGGGGAGACAGGCACUGAGCAGACAGUUCUGUAAAUAUAUAAAAGUGAGGCGCCGUGAGGGCAGAGUUCAGAGAACUGUGUAAAAGGGGACCCAGGAGGCUACUUCCAGAGGAUCAGUGAAGAAGAGGGGAAGUGAGAGCCGGGGAAAGGGAAUGGCAUGUGCAAAGGUCCGGAGGUGGGACCAGCAUGGGGCCACUGUAUUCCAAAGCCUUGGGGUUUUCUUCUUUUGUGAGUGUGUCCUCGGGUACAGCAGACUGGCCUGUGGGAGUCUGCUCUGGAUGGUCGCCAGGCAGAAGACAGCUCUGCUGGGCUUGGUGUGGUGUCUGAGUUCAGUGUGGAUUUGUAGCCCGAGGCCUGGGUGAGAAAAGCCCUCCUGUGGGCCUGAGGUGGGUGGUGGUUGGGAAACCUUUGCUGAGCACACUCUCAGUGCCCUGAGUGCUGAGGAGGGCUGUGCCCUCCUGGAAGUGGCUGGCGUUACCCACGGCACACGUUUCUACACCUGGGCACCCUCACGUGCCCAAAGAACCAUGGAGACCGAGGAGGUUGGUUUGGGGGAGCGUCUGGAGGCUGGGGUGGCCUGUAGAGGCAUAGCUCUUCACCUGUGACCUUGGAUUCAGUGUCUGUGAAUCCGCAAUCUAGUCAGCUAGAGGGGAGCGUGAGGGGCAGGACAGAGGUGGCCUCUGGGUGCCCACACAUCCCAGCCCCUGGACCCGGGCCUUGGUCUCUGGAAGGCUCUCAUGGGUGCACCGAGGCACCUGCUCUGAAAGUGUGGGCGUGUAAAGCCUCGGCAGCUCCGAGUGGUGCCGAGAACCGGUGCGUGCUGCCUCGUUAGUAGAAAAGCGAGGGGUUGUGGAAUGAGAGCUCGUCACUGAGCAGUUUCCCUGUGGAUACCUGGUGUUCUGAGCCGCUCUCGUGACCCUGCACGUCUCCAUGUGGGGCGCCCCUGUCCCGUUGGAGGAGUUCCGCGGCAGAUGCUGUCCACUGCUGGAGCCCGAUGAGCUGCGCUGGGCCCACCUGCCCCACAUGGCCCGAUGUUGCAGGAUCCUUCUGGUGGUCGUGCCGUCAUCCCAGGGUGCUGGGGUUGCUGUGUUUGCAGUGGGCUCAGAUCACUUCGGGAGUGGCCCACUUUAGGUCUGAAACGCUGACGGGGCUGGGGGGUAGGCUCCUCAAGUUUUCACUCAAGAAGGAACCCCAGAAACCGACCUGUCAAAACUGUGACUCUGUCCUGCCCUUGGAUCUCCACAGGCUGGUGGGGGGUGUGCACCUGGGAGGGAGGCGCGGUCCCGCCCCCACCCCCACCCCCACCCCCGAGCCCUCGGGUCUGGGCCGUGCCGCCGCGUGGCUCUGUCUCCGGAGCACCUGGGCUGAGGCAGCUGUGACACUGGUGUGAGUGGCACCCUGGAAGCCACUGGGCCUUUGACAGUUCCCUCCUGGGAUUCUCUGAUCCUUAAACUUGAAGAGCCGUUAAAGGGCAUUUUAGGUUGUAUCUGCUGGUCCGGCGAUGAAGCAAGUCUCCACGAGCUGCUGAACUUUUCCCGAAUGCCCUGGAUGGAGUGAGGGGCCAGGGAGACGCAGGGGGCAGUGCAGACCCACGACGUCUUGUGUCGCUGCCUCUGGCAAAUAGGAGCCCGACCGGCCUGCCUUCCAGGCGGUGGCGAAUGAGCCCGCCUGUCUUACCUGUCACCCCUGCCCGAGCCCGGGCCUUUCCUCCCGCACCCCUGCUGGCACAGUGUCGGUGUGCAGAGGUGGGUCCCCCGGAUGGAGGUGGGCUGUUGCUCACAGGCCGCACUCGCCCCUUGCAGCCAGAUGUGGGCCACCCUCGGCCGUGUGGCCUGGACCCCCUGCUUCUCACAGGCCCUGAGGAUGAAGACCUAGGCUAAAUCCCUGAUUUACUCCUAGACUGCACAGCAGUUCGUGCCCUGCACAGAAUUGCUGGCAAGAAGGAGCUGAGGCUGCAUAAUGGGGUCACAGAGAGGGGCUCUGUGGUUAGUCUUUCUGGGCACAGAGUGUCCCAGUUGUGCCUCAUGAGAGCACGGGAAGAGCCUCGGUCCUUCCUCCUCUGGUGCGUCACUAUCUAGUGGGGGAGAUAAGUCCUGCCUCCCGGGGGACGGAGGGAGGCCCGAGGAGCAGCGCGUGGGAGCGAGCGGGGGGUGGGGGCGGCUCAUCCCCGCUGCCCGUCUGUGUUUCAGGCCGAGCUGAGGCUUUCCUCCGGAGAAGAUGGCAGCUCUUCGUACGACCCCGGACUCACCAGCCACGCAGCUGGCGAAGGCGGAGGAUGGGUUGGGAUGUGGUCCUGCUCAGGAGGAAGAAGAGGAAGAAGAAAAGGGGGAAGAGGUGGAGCUGGAGGAGGAGGAGGAGCUCCUAGCGGAGGACGGGGAGGACCAGGCGGUGGUGGAGGAGGAAGAGGAGGAGGGGGGGCAGGCAGGGCACGUGGAGCAGGUGGAGGUGGAGGUGGAGGCGGACGAGGACGAGGUGGUGGCAGAGGAGCAGAGUCCCACGUUGGGGACCCAGGGACGCCUUCGCCGUGCCGGUGAUGCCAAGUCCCCAGUUCUUCAGGAAAAGGCCUUGCAGGCCAGCCGGGCUCCAGCCACACCUAGGGAUGAGGACCUGGAUGAGGAUGAGGAGGACGAGGACGAGGAGGACGAGGACGAGGAAGAUGAUGACGAUUCCCUGACAGCUGGGUCUCAGGGGCUGGUCACCUUUGAAGACGUGGCUGUGUAUUUCUCGCUGGAGGAGUGGGAGAGGCUGGACGCAGGCGAGCGGGACCUUUACAAGGAUGUCAUGCAGGAGAACUAUGGGAUCCUGGUGUCCUUGGGAUACCCAAUCCCCAAGCCGGAUCUGAUCUUCCGGCUGGAACAAGGGGAGGAGCCCUGGGUCCCAGAUAGCCCCCGUCCUGAGGAAGGAGACAUUGUCACUGGCGUCUACACAGGGGCCUGGUUCUGGACCGACGAUAUAGAGGACCACGAGGAGGAGGAGGACGAGGACUUCCUGGCGGAGGUGGCCGAGGAGGAGAACGAGCCCCCGGGGCUCUGGUCAGCAGCUUAUGGCGUGGGGGACGUGCCUGGGACAUGGGGCCCCGAUGACUCGGAUUCGGCGCAGACUCCGGAGGGUUGGGGUCCCGACCCCGGGGGCCUCGGGGUUCUGGCCGAGGGGUCCGAGGCGAAGCCUUUCCUGCCGGGCCGGGAGCCUGGCGCGAACCUGCUGGCACCCUGGGCGUUCCCUGCCACCGUGGCUGCUCCGGCAGGGCGGCCCGAGACCACGUGCGACGUGUGCGGCAAAGUGUUCCCGCACCGGUCCCGGCUGGCCAAGCACCAGCGCUACCACGCGGCCGUCAAGCCCUUCGGCUGCGACGAGUGCGGCAAGGGCUUCGUGUACCGCUCGCACCUGGCCAUCCACCAGCGCACGCACACCGGAGAGAAGCCCUUCCCGUGCCCGGACUGCGGCAAGCGCUUCGUCUACAAGUCGCACCUGGUCACGCACCGGCGCAUCCACACGGGCGAGCGGCCCUACCGCUGCGCCUUCUGCGGUGCGGGCUUCGGGCGCCGCUCCUACCUGGUCACGCACCAGCGCACGCACACCGGAGAGCGGCCCUACCCGUGCCCGCACUGCGGCCGCAGCUUCAGCCAGAGCUCGGCGCUUGCGCGGCACCAGGCGGUGCACACGGCCGACCGGCCGCACUGCUGCCCCGACUGCGGCCAGGCCUUCCGCCUGCGCGCCGACUUCCAGCGCCACCGGCGCGGCGGCGGUUGCACGGAGCCCGGCGGCGAGGGCCCUCGGCGGGAGGCCUGCGACGCGGUCCCUGCGGCGGGGCCCGAGGAGGCCGAGGCCGGGCCUGAGGGGCCGGAGGAGGCCGAGGCCGGCGAAGCGGACGGAGAGGCCGAGGUGGAGGCGAGAGAGGAGGCGGCGGCGGUGGGGCCCACCCCCGGGAGCAAGGAGGACCCCGAGCCGGACAGGCGGUUCCUCGAGGUGGGCAACGGCCUGGGGGAGGGCGAAGGCCCUUCCUCGCACCCCCUCGGCUUCCACUUUCCCGUGCACCCUAAGUCCUGGCUCCACCCGGACGGCUUCCCGAUCCUGGGCCUCCCGGACUUCGGGGACCGGCUGCCGGCAGACGGGCGUCCCCUGCCGGGACCCCUGGGGGGCCGGCUCGCCCUGGUGGAGGGCGCGGGGCUGGCCUGCGACCCCUUCGGCGGCAGCGGACCGGGGGGCGGCGGCGGCGGCGGCGGCGGCGGGCUCCGCGCGUUCGCGCCGGCCGUCGGGGGGCUGCUGGCCGAGCCUGCGCCCGCGGCGCUGGCCGAGGAGGAGAGCCCGUGGAUCUGCUCCGACUGCGGCAAGACGUUCGGGCGCCGGGCGGCGCUGGCCAAGCACCAGCGCUACCACGCGGGCGAGCGGCCGCACCGCUGCGCGGACUGCGGCAAGAGCUUCGUGUACGGCUCGCACCUGGCGCGCCACCGCCGCACGCACACGGGCGAGCGGCCCUUCCCGUGCCCCGAGUGCGGCGCGCGCUUCGCCCGCGGCUCGCACCUGGCGGCGCACGUGCGCGGCCACACGGGCGAGAAGCCUUUCGUGUGCGGCGUGUGCGGCGCGGGCUUCAGCCGGCGCGCGCACCUGACGGCGCACGGGCGCGCGCACACGGGCGAGCGGCCCUACGCGUGCGGCGAGUGCGGCCGCCGCUUCGGGCAGAGCGCGGCGCUGACGCGGCACCAGUGGGCGCACGCCGAGGAGAAGCCGCACCGCUGCCCCGACUGCGGCAAGGGCUUCGGCCACAGCUCAGACUUCAAGCGGCACCGACGCACGCACACGGGCGAGAAGCCCUUCCGCUGCACGGACUGCGGCCGCGGCUUCGCGCAGCGCUCCAACCUGGCCAAGCACCGGCGCGGCCACACGGGCGAGCGGCCCUUCCCGUGCCCCGAGUGCGGCAAGCGCUUCUCGCAGCGCUCGGUGCUCGUCACGCACCAGCGCACGCACACGGGCGAGCGGCCGUACGCCUGCGCCAACUGCGGCCGCCGCUUCUCGCAGAGCUCGCACCUGCUCACCCACAUGAAGACGCACCGCAGCGCGGCCGGCGCCCCCGGCUCGGCGGCCGCGCCCCCCGCGUCCAAGGCCGAGGCGCCCGCCAAGGGGCCGCCGGGCGCGGGCAGCGGGCCCGGGGAGCGCGGCAGCACCCUGCUGGAGUUCGCGGGCGGAACGAGCUUCGGCUCCGAGCCCGCGGCCGCCUUCGCGGGGCCCUCGGGCGCCUACGAGGAGAGCAUCCUGUGAUGGCCCGAGGCUGACGGAGGCGCAGCCCGCUGGGCCGCCGGCCCCUUGCUCCUCUGUCCUUGGGGUGCUGAGGGCCCCAGUCCUGGUGCGGUGCCUUCCCCUCAGCCCCCGGCGCACCGCCCCGCCCGCCCCCGCCCGGCCUCGGGCGCCCCUCCUGCCCCGCCCCGGGGAAACCGGGCCGCCAAGCCCGUCCGGCCGUACAGGGGGCGCGCGGGGAGAGGAGAGCCGCGCGCGCGGAGGAGGCGAGGGCAGGGGGCGGCCACCCCGACCAAGACUGCGGCAUCCCUGGGUCUGUGCUGUGAAGCCAAGCGGUAGGGAUGGCGGGCGAUGUUAUUUAUUUCACUCGGAUUCCAAUUUGGGUGGCCUGGGGUACCCGCGGCCGACGAGUUUGUGAGCGGGUUGUACAGCGAGGGCGGGGAUGCCCUAGCGUCAAGGGGAGGGGAGGGUGGUCGAGGGCAGAGCAUCCCGCUCCUCCUCCCGUGGGUUCGGCUGACGACUUCUUCCAUUCCUCAGUGAGAGACUUCAGGGACCUUCUGGUCAUUUGAGUGUGUCCGGGAAGUUUUAGGGACUGCGCGUGGCUAAGGGGAAGCCUUAGGGUUUCCAGAGGACGAUGUUCCUCCCUACCCCGGGGGGACAGACAUGCAGCUAGGAGAGCUUUUAUUCUGUCUACUGUGGAUAUUUAUUUCCAUCUCUUGUGUGGCCUGAAGAAUCUGGGAGGAGAAAACGGCAGAAACCAAAUUUGUGGCCCCAGGCUGGUGGGUUGCAGGUGUUUGCAGGGUCCUGAGGGAGUUUGAAGCCUUAUUCUGGGGAGAGUCACCCACUCUCCCCACCCCACUGGAGCACCCGGAUCAGCCAGGCACUCGUGUUGCCGGGUGGGUUUCGGUCUCAGCCUCGUCUUCGAGCCCUUCGGUACUCUCACCCCCGACAGCCAGAGGCGGCACACUCAGAGAUCCUUGGGGGCCUCUUGCCCGCUGCUGAGCCAAGGCCCCAGCCUUCAGCUGCCUGGGCUGUCCCCUCCCCUGGGGCAGGUGGACACACAAGGCCCUGCCCUCUGAGCCCAAUGCUUCUUUAGAUUUAAUAACCAACUGUAAAGCAGCAGGUCGGCAGCAGGAUCGUUUCUCACAACCCUACGGGCUUGGGGCCCUGUGAUGUCUGCAGGUCCCUUUAACUCUGCUUCUGUCACUAUUCUGUACUAGAAGCAAGUAGUGUUUCCGUUUAGAAUCCCAUUUCACAGGAUGGACAGUCUGCACAGUGGCAGUCCACCUCUGGGGGUGCGGACUUGAGCCUGUGGCUCAGUGACAAGCCAGGCACCCAGCUAUGCAAGGCCCGCACCUGGUGGGCACCCCACCCUCCGGGUUGGGCCAUUGGGAGCCACUGGGCAGGCAGCUGAAGUGUGGCUCACGUGAGAGCCCUCUCUUCCCUCAUGCCUUUUGGGCCAAUGUGAGUGGGGCCAGAAAACAGACUUUGAAACAACUGCAUUCCCUUUUAGACCUAGUUCCUUCUGUUUUAGUGUAGGCAAUGGCCUUGGGGCCUGAGAGCCAGCAGCCGGGCUCUCCAGCGCUGGGGGCGGGGUAGGAAGCGCAGUAGUUGGUGGGGGGGGGCGGGGGCGUGGACGGUGGUGGUAAGAAUUCGCCUGGCUGGAUGAGGUGACGGGGUGGGGUGGGCGACGAGGAGGACAGGGGUCCCGGGAGGCGUCCGCAGUACUGGGCGAUGCUUUCCUGCCCUCAGUUUCUUUGCUCUCCCUGUGGGCCGGGAACGUCGGGGGCCAAGGGCAAGGCGGACUAGCCCUGCACGGCCGGGGUCCGGCUCCGUGCUCCUCCCUCCGUGCACAGCCCUCAGAGUACGACCUGACCUUCGGUGCCCCUCCUGGGCCCCAGCUGCUGCUGCCUGGCCGCGGAGCCAUCGGCAGGAGGACCUAGCUUUAAUAAAGAGUGGAGAAAUGAGCUUUCUGACUGCAUUCCGUGUUGUUGCCGCUCGGCUCCUCCGUGCCCUCAGGGAGGCUCUCUGUGAGGGCUCAGGCCUUGUUUUUGCAAAAAAGAAAAAGAAGAAAAAAGGGUUUUUGUUGUUGUUGUUGUUGUUUGUUUUUUUAAGGAGUUUCUCCUUUCAGAAACUAAAAUUGGCCUCCGAGGAGUCAGCCCACGAUGAGCUUUGGCCUGCAACCUGUGUCCACCACGUCUCUCUGGGAGUCCCCAGCCACACUGCCACAUGCUCUUUGUAAUACACCCAUCCUGGAACCUUACUGUGUUUGGGAUUGUUUGCUCCAGCUUUCCCGCGGUCAAAGGAGAGGGGCCAGGUCCCCUUCCUGGGGGUCCAGACACCUGCCGAGUCCCAGACAUUUCCUCAGAGGCCCCAGCGCUUCGUGGGCUUAUCCGGGCUUACCUGCUCUGUGCCGGGGAGAAGCGCACAUCCCAGGACCCCAAACACCUUCCUUUGAGCUGAUUUACUGACUAUCUGCUCACCACAUGAUGUCCCCCCAACCAGAUCUGACCUCCCACCCUUUCCCCAAGCAUUUGGAAAAUACAAACUAUGAAGUAAAUUCUCUUCCAAAUGUGAUUUCGAAGCAUCAGAACCGAGCCCAAUAUUUCAGUUAAAAAAAAAAAAAGGCUUUGAGAGGCAAAUGGAGGUUAAGACCUAGUUAAAAAUUGAUAGCCUUGAGGAUCUUGAAGUCUAUUCAGAAAAGGUAAAUUCUUCCCUGAUAGGGCUUACAGACGUCCAGCCAAAUUCUUUUUUAUUUGGGGGAUGGGGGGGGGGCAAUCCUGAUGGUCAUAGAAAAAAAAACCCUUCUGGUGUUGAGAGGACUUCUAAAUUAAUGGAGUCCCUAAUCAAUUCCCCAAGUAUCAGUUUAUCAGCUUCGAUCAUUGCCAAGGAGUGGAAGCCCCCGUGAGUUGUGACCCAUGAAAGGAGGUACUCUGAGAGUUUUGAGGCUCUGAGCAUCCCUCUGGCCUCCACCCACCUUUGUCAUUUUCCUGUUUGUCUACUGCUUGUAUUUCCCCAACCUCCUCCCUGUCUCCUGACCCUUACACUUGAUCUCUUCAGACACUUCCUUCUAACUUUUUUUCUUUCUCUAAUUGGCUACAUAUGGAAUAAAGUAUUUUGAGAUUUUUUGGUUAUAUUUAUUAAAUAAAGCUUUAUGAUCCUUGUUCAUUAUUUAAUUUUUUUCCUGAUGAUAAAGCACAUGCUAGUUGUCAAAACUCCCAACAGUAGAAAA